Durusdinium trenchii is the source of this 3876-nucleotide messenger RNA. NCBI's taxonomy places the organism in Eukaryota, Dinophyceae, Suessiales, Symbiodiniaceae. The record is from the annotation of a GenBank genome assembly.
CAACCCCUCCAACCCGACUAGCUGAUCCCCCGCGGCCGUGGUUGUUAGCCAUGCGAGCCGCGACGCGAUGAUGAUGGAGGCUUGAAGCCAGCUCCAGCGAGGAUCGGGCUGCAAUGGCGGAUGAUGACUUGGAAAAGCAGGCACAGGAAAUGGCCGAGAAGGCCUUGCCAGCCAGCCUUCCGGAAGCUGCACGGCGGGCGAAGAUUCCAACGAUCAAGCAGAAGAUCUUGGAACGCCUCAAGGCACAGAAAGUGGAGAAUGCCUCAAAGCCGGCGCCCAAACCAGGUGCUGCUCCUCCACCGGCACAGGCACAAAGCGGGCAUAUCCCGCCGCCGGCCGGGCAACCGCCCGCCCCUCCGCCGCCGCCACCGCCGCCCUCCGAUGUGGGCGACGCACGGGUCUUGCGCCUCGAUGGUGUGGAGAUCUGUGGCGAUGAGCCAUGGUUUGCGGAUGCCAGCAUCCGCAAACGCCUUCGGGACUCCGUCACCGAGGCGCAUAAGGAACAGAAGAUUUUAGUGGGACCUCCUGCUGACGAGGUGGUGCGGAUUUGCCCAGAGGACGGCCGGGUGCUGGGCGCUGGGGCGGUGCUCCGCUUGGGUGGCGCCCACCUGGGCGGCUACGGCGAGUCGGACAUUGCCUACGCCUACCGCCAGCUUUCUCGAGCACUACAUCCUGACAAGAAUCCGGACCUGGACAAGGCACAGGCAGCUUUCCAUCGGCUCUCAGAGGCCUCGGAUGAGCUGCGACAAGGGCUUCAAGAGCAGCGAAACGCCUUGAAGCUCAUUGUUGGGGUCAUGGGUGGAACAGCCACGGAGAUGAUGCUGGAACGACCGCAAGAGGCGUUAUUUGCAGAAGCCUCGCGGCUUUUGUGUGCCGUGUGCGGAAUCGUGACAGAGGGAGAAGUGUCCCAUGUUGCGCAGGGCAGGGCGCAGUUCAAGUUCCAGCGGUCCUCUCGCAUGUUCUACAGCUGUCACAUGCAGACGCUGAUGUCAGAAUGGUUCGAGAAGACAUAUUUGCUUGAUCUUUAUGCAAGUGCACCCAUUCGGACGGCCUAUGAUUGCGCGCCCAAGUGCUUCCGAGCGCAAUUCUUGUGCCUCCUCAACCGGGCCGCUUUGGCCGAGGCCAAGAGAUUUAACGACUGCGUGCGCGCGGGUUGGCCGAAGAUCAUGCAGACCUUUCCUGAAAUGGGGCUGUGGCGUGAGCUACGGCAGGCCAUCCAUGCACGUGUGUGGGACACCAGUGGUGAGCCGGUGCCUGAAAUACAGGAGGAAAACCCAACGGAGGAGACCAAGAGGAGCAAAAGCAGGAAGAGGAGCCGGUCCCGGAGCCGGCGCCGCAACCGGGACCGGGACCGUGGCCGCGGGAACCGGCGGGAGGACGGGACCUACGAGAUCGACGAUGGCCGCCGCCACCGCGAUGAUACCAAUUGGUACGAGCGAAAUCCCAUCAGCGGUCGCGGUAAGGGGCCUUUGGCAGAAAGGGAGCGGAAACGCGACCUGGCCUGGGAGGCCCGGUGGACCGCCAGUGAAGAUGAUGGCCCAAAGCCAAUGCGGGCUCAGGAGGAGCCUGAGGAGGAAGUGGGCCGAGACCCACGGGAGGUCAUAGCGGUCCACCCCUCGGGUGCCCGCGCCUGCAAGUGGGCGCGGAAGUGGCGCUCGGCCAUGGCAGCCAUCCUUCCCAGCGGCAUUGAUGCCACAGCGCCCUUGACGGACACCGACGUGAGAAAGCUGGGCUUGCUGCUUUGGAAGGACAUCGCAGCGUGGGCCCAGCGAAGUGAGAUCAGCCGCUACCUGGGCCUCUUCCGAGCAGACCAUCAGACCUCGAAGACCUUCGGAUGGGAUGGGAAGGAAAUGCCUAGCACUCGUGGCUUGGAGCCAGCUCGCGUCCCGCCAGAGUGGUCCUUCGUGCCUGUCACGGACUUGUUUCUGGUGGUGGGAGAAGGGCUAGUGGGCAUCACCACGGAAGGCAUCUUCGGGGACUUGCCGAAGGGCACCGGAAGAACAAGCUUGAGGGAAUGUUAUAAGAAGCACGGCCCUCAGAUGAAGCAUGCCCAAACGUGGGCUACUGGGGAUGCCCACGCCGUGAUGCCAAGCUCAGAUAGCAACUUGCACCCACUAAGGAAUUUGCACAUUGUAGGACGAAGUGGAGCACAAGGAAGUGGUGUGAAGUAUUUGAUGCACAAGACAUGCGGUACUAAGAGAUGUUCUGCUAAGCGGCAUGGUGCAAAAUGUUUCUUCGGGGCCGUCUGUUGGGUUUCGCUUGGCCGAGGGAGAGGUUGAUGCUACGCCCAAGUAAAGGUGUUGCGUGUUGCUCUGCUUUGUGAGCAGGGCUACUGUUUGGCUCUUGAAGUGGAAUUCAAAGAAAUUGCUCGGGCAGUCCCACCAGAUUUGGCCAUUUCUGCUGGAGAGUUGUCUUCCUAACAACCCUUUGAAACGAUUCAGGGGUCUCCCUGCCAGGUCAAAAGCUGACUGCAUUUGCAAGCUUGCAGAAACUUGCUCACUAAGGCUGCCAGGAACAGAACUUGCACCCACCACAUCGUAGUUGGCUUGUGAAGACAACAGGGACCUUUGCAAGGAUGGCCACGAUUGCUGCGAAUGGUUGAAGGAUGGAAAGGUGCUCACACUGCCAAGUUGCAGACUCUCAAGCGUGAUGUCACUAGCCGCUAGCCUGCUUGGGAGCUCGUUUCGGGACAACAGGCUCAACAGUUCGAGACUCAGUUCGACUCCUAAACGAGAACACAAGUUGCCUCAUCGGCUUCUCUUCUUACCAGUAGCUAGGUCCCUCCCUUGGGUUCCAAGAGUCCUGCAACUGGCGCUGGCACCCACACAUGACGGAGCCGGACGGACGGAGCCUCUUCCGACCUCGACCGGUUUAGCGAGAAUGGCGGACGACAAGGCGAGAGAAGGAGCCCAAGGAUGCGGUCAGGGCCUUGGAAUUGGCCCCCAGCGACCUGCGGCCUGCACUUGUGCGGGCGAGCAUCGGCUAUUUUUUGGAGCCGUAGGGCCGUACCCACAUCAUUUGAAAGGAACAGCAUGAAAGCAUGAUGGGAGUCCAUAUCAUUCCAUGAUUUUUUUCCCAGCCUUGAAACAUCUCAGCUUCGCUCAGCUGUGCUGCUGUUUUCGUUUGAAGGUUGACCGCAAUGAUUCGGUGGAGCCACCAUGAAGCAGGCCUAAAGCAGCCAGCCACGAUGGAGGAGCUUCCAGUGCUGCCCUCAGGGGGUCCGUGUCUGACAGUCUUCCUAAGUCGCGGCUAAGCAUGGAUGAGCCUUCAAAGUGAGAAAGCUUUUUAGAAUUUGUGCCACAUCUUCUAUACAUAUAUAUAUAUAUAGAUUAAAUGGGAAAAUAAUGGAACGUCUUCAAUUUGGAGUAGUGCAGAAUCUUCACCCAUUGGACUGUUGCUGCUUUGUCAGAAUAUAUGUCAGAAUGGGAGUUGGAUGACAAUGAUAGCGAGCACUAAGAAAAAGUAUGUGGAUCCAAACAUAGUUUUGAACAGUUUUGAAACAACCGAAGCUUUGUUCAGUACUCAUAGAAGCGAUAUGUUGGACUCACACUCCGGUUACCAUGAGUUUACUUCCUCUUUCGCUCGGUCUUGAAUUGCUCGACAUUCAAGUUGAAAAGCAAAAUCGAAUGUUCGGAAGAGACCCCACAAAAUUGUUCAAAAAUGGUGAAAAAAACAAACAUGUGAAACACCAUUGUCUCCAUGUCCAGCCUAACACCUUGGCCCCCCAACCCCGCGCGACCGUGGCCGCGGAGCCCUGCGACGCGUCGGCUGGUCCAUCGUUGCUUCAGUCCAAAUGAGACCUGAGCCGAAAAGGGUAGAGUUGCAGCUGUAGGCCGCGGAGGAAGCCUUUCGGAUCUAUUGCGAACUCAUCCGAGC